UUUUAAUUCACUUUCAUCUUCUUCAACCUGAGCCCUAGUCCUCCACACGCCGAUUAACGUCGGCGACCGACGUAUUCUACGCUAUUUGGCGGAAAUUUGAAGUGCAAGAAGAAACCUAUACAUUUCUUGGCUUCUCUUUUUCUUCUCACAUCACGAUUUCCUCCUUUGUCCAGGGUUUCGGAUCUGUUCUGCAUCAUGGAUGAAGAUCAGGAGAUGGAGAGAUUUGACAUGGAUAAUGACUAUGAGGGUGGUCGUUUCGUUGGUGGCGAGUACAUUUAUGAAAGGCGCAAGGAGAAGCGGAGACAGACCAAAGAGGAUGCUAUCUAUGGCUGCUUCGCUGAGUAUGAUUCAGACUCGGAUGAUUCCGGUAGCAGUCGGAGGAAGAAGCGGAAAGACCGGGGUUUAGGGAGGACGGCAGACUUGACCAAGCCUGUCAAUUUUGUGUCUACAGGUACGGUAAUGCCGAAUCAGGAGAUUGAUAAGGAUUCUAGAGAAUCGGAUGGUGAAAAAGAAAGGAGGAAUGAUGAUGUCGAAAUGCUAGAUGCAGAUGAUAAUGGAGAUGAUAAGUUUAGGGGCGGUUUGGGUAGUGGAAGUUCCCGAUCUGGUUUAGGUUUAGGGUUUGGUGUAAAUUCAUCUGCGAAGAGGGAAGGUAGUAAGCUAGCUAAAGAUGCCGAUGAUGGAGAUGUUGAGGAUGAGGAGAAUCCCUUGCGCAGUUCAUUAGGGAGGAAGAUAAUAGAGCGGGCAAAGUUGAGGGAGAAGGCUAAGACCGAGAAGAGAAAUAGAGAAAGUGUGAGGGGUGGGAAGAAGGAUGGUCCGAGUGGUGAGGUUGGGCAGUUUGAGAAGUUCACCAAAGGUUUUGGUAUGAAAAUGCUUGAGAAAAUGGGAUACAAAGGAGGUGGGCUCGGGAAGAACGAACAGGGUAUUGUUGCUCCCGUUGAAGCACAGUUGAGGCCGAAAAAUAUGGGUAUGGGAUACAAGGAUUUCAAAGAAUCUAGUGCAAAAUUGCCCGGUACAAAGCAAUUGGAGGACAGGAAGGCUGUUACAAUUAGUGUCAGUGAGAAAGAGCAGAUUCGUGGUGAGAGAGGGAAAAAGCAGUGGAAGAAAAAGAAGGUGAGGAAGGAGGAUCAUAUACUUUCUGCCGAGGAGUUUUUGGAGAAAAAGCAAGAAGAGGGCUUCGGCGGCGGGCAGACAAUUAUUGAUAUGCGAGGUCCUCAGGCUCGGGUUGUGACUAACUUGGAAAAUUUGAAUGCAGAGGAGAAAGCCAGAGAAGCAGAUGUUCCAAUGCCCGAGUUACAACAUAACCUACGCUUAAUUGUUGACUUAGUUGAGCAUGAAAUUCAAAAGGUUGAUCGGGAUUUGAGGAAUGAAAAGGAAACAGCUUUAAGUUUGCAGAAAGAGAAGGAGAGGCUUGCAGUGGAAGAGAAAACACAGAAGAAACAGUUAGAAAACAUGGAAUAUAUUGCAGACGAGAUCAGUCGAAUUGAGGCCGAGAAUACAUCAGGAAGUUUGUCUCUGGAUGCACUUGCCAAGCGUUUUAGCAACCUUCAUACGAGCUAUCGUGAUGAUUAUAAGAUAUGCAACUUAUCAUGCAUCGCUUGUUCAUUGGCUUUGCCUCUCUUUAUCAGGAUGUUUCAGGGUUGGGAUCCUCUAAGAGAUCCCGUGCACGGUAUGGAGGCUAUAUCUUCUUGGAAAAGCCUGCUGGAAGUCGAGGAAGAUCAGAAUAUUUGGGUUACCUCAACACCUUAUAGCCAACUGGUCUCUGAGGUGGUAUUGCCCGCUGUCCGAAUAGCGGGAAUCAAUACUUGGGAACCGAGAGACCCUGAACCCAUGCUCACAUUCCUAGAGUUGUGGGAAAAAUUGUUGCCAUCGCCUAUCCUCCAGACAAUCUUGGACACAGUGGUUAUGCCGAAAUUGUCUACUGCCGUUGAUUAUUGGGACCCACGAAGAGAGACUGUUCCUAUCCAUGUUUGGGUACAUCCAUGGCUGCCAAUGUUGGGUCAGAAAAUGGAGGGUCAGUAUCAGACAAUUCAAAUGAAGUUGAGCAAUGUUCUCGAUGCUUGGCAUCCGAGUGAUGCAUCAGCAUACACCAUUCUUUCGCCAUGGAAAACAGUCUUCGAUCCUGUGAGCUGGGAGCAACUUAUGUGUCGGUACAUAGUUCCCAAACUACAGCUGGCAUUGCAGGAGUUCCAAAUAAACCCGGCUAGCCAGAAACUGGAUCAGUUCAACUGGGUAAAAUCGUGGGCUUCAGCAAUCCCGAUGCAUCUCAUGGUCGAUUUGAUGGAAAGAUUCUUCUUUCCCAAGUGGCUGCAGGUCUUGUACCAUUGGUUGUGUUCAAACCCGAAUUUUGAGGAGAUCAACGAUUGGUAUUUGGGUUGGAAAGGAACAUUCCCUCAGGAGCUUCUAUCAAAUGAGAGCAUCCGAAGUCAAUUCACUCGUGGUCUAGGCAUGAUGUCACAGGCAGUUGAAGGAGUUGAAGUGGCUCAACCCGGUGCAAGAGAGAACAUAAGUUACCUCAGGGCUCAGGAGCAAAGACAGUUCGAGGCUCAACAAAGGGCUGCAGCUCGUGCACAGGCACAAGCACAAGCCCAGAUGGAUGGCACUGGCGAGAUGAGUUUGAAAGAAGUGAUUGAAUCAUUUGCUCAGGAGAACGAGUUAUCCUUUAUACCUAAACCGGGCAGAAAGCACAACGGUUUACAGAUCUACGGGUUUGGAAACGUUAGUAUCGUCAUAGAUUCGGUGAAGCAGAAGGUGUUUGCACAAAAAGCUGAAGGCUGGUUUAUUGUAACUCUUGAAGAUUUGUUGAGGAUGCAUCACAGUUCCGUACGUGGAAGAAGUUAGAAGUGAUCUUUGAAUCUUCUCCAUGUUCUUCCUUAGGCUCCAAAGGUCGGUUCUAAUGUUGCCAGAAGCAAUGACAGAGUGGGUCCAUCUGACACUAUCUUAUGGUUUGUCAAAAAAUCACAUUUUGUUUGCAUUUAGUUCUCUCUGUGUAAUAGUUACAUUUCGAUGACAAAGUGCAGUUUUGUACACCAGAAUUCAUAUAAAAAAUGACAACUAUUCAAGUC
This is a messenger RNA of Tarenaya hassleriana, 3062 nucleotides long. Its product is annotated as septin and tuftelin-interacting protein 1 homolog 1-like. Gene Ontology annotation, molecular function: nucleic acid binding. The coding region runs from base 196 to 2838 and encodes 880 amino acids. Gene Ontology annotation, biological process: spliceosomal complex disassembly. The record is from RefSeq and is a predicted model, not a curated record. The transcript has 2 exons. Lineage: Eukaryota; Viridiplantae; Streptophyta; Magnoliopsida; Brassicales; Cleomaceae. Gene Ontology annotation, cellular component: U2-type post-mRNA release spliceosomal complex.